Gorilla gorilla gorilla (western lowland gorilla) is the source of this 2833-nucleotide messenger RNA. It is a transcript of the gene CEP19, whose product is annotated as centrosomal protein 19. Gene Ontology annotation, biological process: trans-Golgi to periciliary membrane compartment transport; microtubule anchoring at centrosome. NCBI's taxonomy places the organism in Eukaryota, Metazoa, Chordata, Mammalia, Primates, Hominidae. The transcript has 3 exons. Gene Ontology annotation, cellular component: centriole; spindle pole; ciliary basal body. The record is from RefSeq and is a predicted model, not a curated record. Bases 1063 to 1566 code for a protein of 167 amino acids.
CCCAGCUGUUCCUUGCUCCGCCCACCCGGGGGCGGGCGAGGAGCUGCGCACGCGCGGGGACGCGCGCCCGGCCUGUCGCUGUGGAAACCGCUAGGCCAGCGCUCCCCGGGACCUGCAAUCCCUGCACGCCGAGGCGGGAGCCGGUGGACCGUUCCCCCAGCCGGCCCCCACCUCCGCUUCCCGGUGUUUGAGGGUUCGGGCCUCCCGCCGGGGAGUUCACCCCUCGGUCUCGUCAGUAGGGCUGUGGCUGUCGCCUCUUCCUGCAGCGCCAGGCUCCGCCCGGUCUCACAGUCGGCUUAGGUGCUUUGCGUGCACUGCGGUUGGGUGGAAAAACCCACUCCUGGUUGUUUAGACGUUGGCCUGCAGAAGAUGUCAUUUCUGUAUUCCUCUAAGGGUAAGAAAGCCAGCCUUGCGCUGGUGGAGACGUGAGUAGGGAGAGAAUCGUCUACCCUUUGGGGACAUUCGUACCCUUACGUGCUGUGGGGCUUCCUAACAAGAUUGUAGGCAGUUACUGAUCUCUGGGGAGAGGAGUAUUCCUGUCCAGGAAGAAUAAUUGGAUAAACGUGCCGUCCUUCUUCCUAAACAGAGUGGAAUCUGUAAGCAGGCCAAGAGAGCAUCCAGGCGGCUUGGAGUGGAAUAGAGGGCUCUAGAGCGGGUGUCUCAAAGAGGAAACAGAAUGUAUGUCAAAACAUACUAUCCAAAACUGAAGAUAGCCGGGCAAGGUGGCUCACGCCUAUAGCCCCAGCACUUUGGGCGAAUCACCUGAGGUCAGGAGUUCGAGACCAGCCUGGCCAAGAUGGCGAAACCCCGUCUCUACUGAAAAUACAAAGAUUAGCUGGGCAUGGUGGUAGGCACCUGUAAUUCCAGCUACUCGGGAGGCUGAGGCACGAGAAUCGCUUGAACCCAGGAGGCGGAGGUUGCAGCGAGGGGAGAUCCCGCCACUGCACUGCAGCCUGGGCGACAGAGGGAGACUCUGUUUCAAAAGAAAAAAAAAACUGAAAAUGCAGGAAGUCAUUAUGCAACUUACACAUAUUCAUCAGAUUUCCUCUGACUUACCCGGACAUGUACGUGGGAAUGAUGUGCACUGCCAAGAAAUGUGGGAUUAGGUUUCAGCCUCCAGCUAUUAUCUUAAUCUAUGAGAGUGAAAUCAAGGGGAAAAUUCGCCAGCGCAUUAUGCCAGUUCGAAACUUUUCAAAGUUUUCAGAUUGCAACAGAGCUGCUGAACAAUUAAAGAAUAAUCCCCGACACAAGAGUUACCUAGAACAAGUAUCCCUGAGGCAGCUAGAGAAGCUAUUCAGUUUUUUACGAGGUUACUUGUCGGGGCAGAGUUUGGCAGAAACAAUGGAACAAAUUCAACGGGAAACAACCAUUGAUCCUGAGGAAGACCUGAACAAACUAGAUGACAAGGAGCUUGCCAAAAGAAAGAGCAUCAUGGAUGAACUUUUUGAGAAAAAUCAGAAGAAGAAGGAUGAUCCAAAUUUUGUUUAUGACAUUGAGGUUGAAUUUCCACAGGACGAUCAACUGCAGUCCUGUGGCUGGGACACAGAGUCAGCUGAUGAGUUCUGAUACCAAACACUCAAAACAUGCAUUGGGCUAGCAGAAUAUCCAUGUUUAUUACCAGACUGGUUCUGGAAGAAGCUGUAAAGAAUACUAAAUAUGUUGGGUUAUAGGGGAUUGACCAUGUUACUUUUCAAAACCAGGACAUUUAAAGCAUCUACUAUGUAGGUGCAUGAGGAAUAUGGGAAAAACAGAAUAAAGGAAUCUGCCUUUAAGGAGCUUACAAUCAUGCCGGGCGCGGUGGCUCACGCCUGUAAUCCCAGCACUUUGGGAGGCCGAGGCGGGUGGAUCACCUAAGGUCAGGAGUUCGAGACCAGCCUAGCCAACAUGGUGAAACCUCGCCUCUACUAAAAAUACAAAAAUUAGCUGGGCGUGGUGGCGGGUGCCUGUAAUCCCGGCUACUCAGGAGGCUGAGGCAGGAGAUUCGCUUGAACCUGGGAGGCGGAGGUUGUAGUGAGCUGAGAUCGCGCCAUUGUACUCCAGCCUGGGCGAUGAGCAAAACUCCAUCUCAAAAAAAAAAAAAAAAAAAGCUUACAAUCUGACUGGAAGAUGUCAAAACCUGUGAAAAGCUAAUUAGCAGUAUUAAGCAACACAAACAUUAGCGCCAAAUGCAUGAUAAAGGCUAAAGAAGGCCAGAGCGUAUAUUACUGUAGAGUAGAAUAGUAAGGGAAGACUUUGUCCUUUAGUAAAGAGAGAGGAGGUGGCCUGGCCCUUGAAAUAGUAGUGUUUAGGUAGAUGCUUGUGUAGGAUUCCUGAUAAGAGCAACUGAAAAGAAGGAGAGGGGAAGUAGUAAAGGGACAAGAAACAAUUUUUUUUUUGAGGAACCAUAAGCAAGUUAUAGUUUGACAAGAUUGGGGGACAUAUAUGGUUACCAGGGAAUUACCUCUUAUGUGUUAUAUCUUUAUAUUAUUUAUCUCUGGAAAAGAGUACCCUGCAAAAUUCCCUACAGCUGCAAGCAGAUGUCACUUGAUGGACAGAGGGGGAAUUCUGCCCCUCCGGUAUCAGGAAAUACAUACUAAGACAUUGCGAAACGCUGAACCUCUUCCCAUAAAUAAAAGGUUUGUUUGUAAAAUGGGAAAUCCACCCAUAAUAAAUGAACACUAGGCACUGCCAGUUUAGGCCUGUUCAUGAAUGGAUCUGCAAGAGAGCAUCUUCAUUUAACAACAUUAUCUGUGAUUUGAUACAUUUAUCCUUAUUACAAUAUUGUUUAGUUGGUAGAAAUUCUAUGUUUUCUACAAGGAAAUUGAUGUUUAUUAAAUAAAACUGAAAAUAAUUA